Molecule: messenger RNA, 1109 nt
Organism: Monomorium pharaonis (pharaoh ant)
Lineage: Eukaryota; Metazoa; Arthropoda; Insecta; Hymenoptera; Formicidae
Gene: eIF3f1
Product: eukaryotic translation initiation factor 3 subunit F
Exons: 5
Coding region: 1-858 (285 amino acids)
Biological process (GO): translational initiation
Cellular component (GO): eukaryotic translation initiation factor 3 complex, eIF3m
Molecular function (GO): translation initiation factor activity; metallopeptidase activity; translation initiation factor binding
Source: RefSeq, a predicted model, not a curated record
AUGGCGCUUAACCUUACUGUCAAAGUGCAUCCCGUGGUUUUAUUUCAAGUCGUGGAUGCAUACGAACGACGAAAAGCGGAAUCGUUGCGCGUUAUCGGCACUUUACUAGGUACUGUGGAAAAGGGUAUUGUUGAGGUAACCAACUGUUUUUGUGUCCCGCACAAGGAAUCAGAAAGCCAGGUGGAGGCUGAUCUUACUUAUGGAAUGGAUCUGUACGACCUGAACCAUCGUGUCAAUGCACAAGAGAAUAUUGUCGGUUGGUGGGCUACUGGCAACGAGGUUACCACACAUUCAUCUGUUAUUCACGAAUACUACGUGCGAGAGUGCAAUAACCCAGUGCACUUGACCGUUGAUACUACACUGACAAACACAACGAGGAUGGCAAUUAAAGCUUACGUUUGUGUUCCACUGGGAGUACCUAAUGGCAAGCAGGGAUCCAUGUUUACUCCGGUCAAAGUUCAGAUUGCAUGCUAUGAGCCAGAAGUAGUAGGACUGCAGCUAUGUUCAAAGACUCAAUUGCCAUCUCACAUACAAGCAUCUGGAAUUAAAUCUACUGGAGGGAUAGAACCUAUGAUGGAUCUUGCGCAAGUCUCAGAAGCUUGCUCUAAGCUCUCUUUAAUGCUGGAACAAGUGUUGGCAUAUGUUGAUGAUGUUUUAGCAGGAAAGCAACUGCCAGAUAAUCAAGUGGGCAGAGCUCUUUUGGAUAUGGUACAUUCUGUACCGAAAAUGACGAGCGACCAAUUUGACGAAAUGUUUAACAGUAAUGUUAAGGAUCUUUUGAUGGUUGUUGCGUUAUCUCAAUUGAUAAAAACGCAGUUGCAGCUCAACGAAAAGCUUACUUUACUCACUACUCUAUGAUCAAGAGCAUUUUGAUCUUUCACGUUGUAUAAAUAUCCAACAUAGGAGGAAAUAAUAGUUCAGUACUGAUGCAUUUUGAUUAUUUUUAAUACCAUCAAUUAAUUGGAAUUAUAACAGUAUUUUGUGAUUAUAAUAAAGCGUGAUUAUAAUUAAUAAAGUAUAAAAAGUGUGUCAUUAAAGAUACAAUUAUGUACAACGCAUCUUAUAAAUAAUUACAAUUAUACAACAUGUAAUAAAUACAAUUAUUUAUC